AUCACUGCCACGCUCUCCCUGUCCUUGCUCUUCUUCCUGGUCAAUCGGCUGAGGCAGCGCAAGAUGCGGGCCCGAGAGAAUCGCCAGAAUGCCGAGGAUCAGCGCAGCAUUGUGGGAAGCAUUGGAUACAUUGCUGGAAACAUGGGCUACAUGGAGGGGAAUCUGAGUGCCAUCGAUUAUUCGUACGGUGGAGCAGCCACCCACUAUCCACUGUGGAAGCCGCAUUUCCCACGCGGCGAGGCUCCGCCUCCGUAUGAGGAGGCAGUGGCCAUCUCCCAGGCAGAGGCGCUAAGUGCCCAGUGCGUGGUCAGCCUGCCGGCCAGCUCCCAGCGUGCCGUCGCGAGCGUUAGCCAGCAGCAGCAGCUACAGCAACAGCAGCAGCAGGCGCUCCAAGCGCACCAGGCCCACCUUCAACAGCACACGCUCCAGCUGCACACUCAGCCGCAGCAGCAUCAUGCCCCGUACGCCCAGCAAUUGGUGCCCCAUCCGCAGCACGCCCAUCAGAUGGCCGCCGCCGCCGCUGCAGCGGCCGGAGGUGGCUCAGUUCUGCCACAGUCCAACCAGUACACGCAGAGCACCACGAAUCUGAUCAACAUCAAUAUCAAUAGCGGGGGCGUGACCACCAUAGCCACAGGCGAGAACCACCAGCCACCAUAUAGCCUUCAGAGCGAGCAGCAGCACAGCCUCGAACAGCAGCAGCAGCAGCAACACCACCACCAGCAACAGCUCCAGCUGCAACAUCAGCAACAAUUGGCCCAGGCUCAGGUCAGCAAUGGUUCCAUCUGCCUACAGACAAUGCCCAAACCCAGUGGGGGUGGGAGCAGCGAGUGCAGCUACAAGAACUGUCAUUUGAACAUCAGCGCCAGCGUCACCACGGCGGCUGCCACCAGUAGCUCUGCUUCCUACACGGCGUCACGCAGGACAACGCCACGCGGCUCCCAGGAACUGCUCCAUCAGUUGCCGCAACAGCAGCAGCUGCAGCAGCAGCAAACGCAACAACAGCAGUAUCUCACAGUGGCCGAUGUGGAGAUCAAUGCCAGUGCCAGUGCAGCCAGCUAUCAUUCCCUCCCCGCCAGCAGCGAACUUCUGGCCACGCCCACGCAUGCCCAAGUCUUGCAGCAUCAACAACAGCAGCAGCAGCAGCAGCAACAGCAACAGCAACACCAUCAACAGAUGCUGGCAGCUGCCAUGUCCGCGCCUUCCAUGGAGAUAUUGCAGCCUUUAGAAAUAUCAACCAUUUCAGCGGGUCCUGCCUGUAGCACAGCGGACCAGGCCACGCAGCUGCCGUUGCAUGCGACGCUCAAGGCACAGCAGCAGCAGCACCAACAACAGCAACAACAGCAACAGCAACAACAGCAGCAGCAGCUCAGUCUGGUGUCCGGGUCGAGCAAUAAGACACCCUCGAGCUCACGUCGCUACCAUCGCACUAUUCCCCGAUACUUUGCCGUGGCCGAUCCGCUGCAGGUGAAUGUUAGCAGCAAGUCCAAGAGCAGCAGCAGCAGUAACAGCAACAGCAGUGAGGUGGCAGCCAGCAGCAAGGCCAGCAAGAAGCCGAUGUGCCAGUGCCCCAUCCAGCAUGUGCCCAUGUCCUAUAUGGGCAGCACGGCCAAUGCCAAUGCCUUUCUCAGUGGAGCCGGCAAGCUGUUCAGCAACUCGAGCAGCAAUUCCAGCCCCACUUGCUCCCUGUCGCCCGGGGCGGCAGUUGGGGGCGGUGGCAGUGUCCGGCAUGCUGGCACUCUGGCAUACGGCCAGCGGGCCAAGUCCUCGACGAAUCUGCAGCAACAUGCUCAGGAUCUCAUAACGGCUGCAGGCGUUGGCACCCUCAAGCGCAGUGGGGGGGCAGCAUGCGGACAUGAGCUGAAGAUUGCCACCAUCUCAAAGCAGGUGGGCGAUGAGACGCAGACGCAUCAUCAUCCACAUGUCAGCGGCAGUUCGGGUGGCUCCAGUGGCGGUGUGAAUGUCUCGGCCAUCAUACCACCGCCGCCACUGCAACAUGCCGAGGAUGUGUCUGCACCGCCCAUCGUGUUGGGUCGCGUCCAGAAGCGUUCCUCAUCGUCCAGCAAUUCGGGGGAGCUGCGGGGUCGCAGCACAAAUGGCAGCGGGAGUGCAGCCGGACGCAGUGCAUCCAGCAGCAGUAGCGGUGGCGGUGGGGCCGCCGAUGUGCUCUCCAGCGCCUACUUGAAUCGAAAGGUUGAUGCCUACUUGAGUUUGACACAGAAACAGCAGCAACAUUUCUUUAACCAACAACAACAGCAACAGCAGAAGCAGCAACAAAAGAAACAACAACAACAGCAACAUCCCGAUCAAAGCAACCCAACUUUACCACCGAAACUCUACAAAAGCCUAACGAAUUUAAAAAGCGCCACAGUCACAAAAACAUCAACGGCGCCGGCUCCUACAUCCUCCUCCUCCUCGUCGAACAACAACAGCGUGGCCACAAUCUAUACGCUGAGCAAGCCCGGCGGCGCCAGCUCGAGUGUCCAGCGGAAAGAGCAAACCACACCCACACUGACACUGCCGCCGGCAAGUCCCAACGCAGCCAGUUCCGGGGAGAAGCUGCUGCUGGCCAGCGGCAAGAUCAACUCGAGCACAUUCUAUCCACUGGCCAAUCACGUGACGUACACCCUGCCCAAGCACAUCAGCGGCAAGGUGUCGCUAAACAGCACCAUCAACAGUGUGGUCAGCAAGGUGCCAUCGGUGAUCAGCAUACCGCCGGUGGAGAACAACAAUGCUGCAGGGGGAGGACAGGGUACGGCUGCAACCACUGCUGUUACAUCCAAAAGCACAACACUGCCAAAGAUAUUGCGUGUAAAGCGCGACACAGGAACGGGGACGGGCACUGGCACGAGUCCGGCUAUCGCCCAUUGCCAGAUGCCGAAUUAUCCGUUGGCGGCGUCCAAGAGCAGCGCCAGCGGCGUACGAUCGGCAACGGCAUCGGCAUCUACAACACCGAGCAAGCAAUUGCCUGUUUGCACCACCUCGAAGAACUGUUUAAAUCCCAAGGAGCACUUCCUGCCCAACGACACCAGCCUGGACGAUGACUAUCUGAGCGAGUGCGAGAACUGCAAGAUAGCGCAGAGUGCCAAAUACUAUCUGGAUGCGGAGAUGAGUGGCGGCGGCUCAUCAGCCUCCCCGCAAGAGACCAUGACGCUGCAGCGUAAAUCGCUCGAAGAGACCAAAGAAGAGCCGCACGACAGUUACUAUCGGAGUUCGCAUACGCUGCCCAGCAAUGCCAAGAAGCAUGGAUCUUCUAGCAAGAACAACAAUCGAGAGUCGUGGCAAUUCUCAACGAUUCCCGCUGCCAGCUCAUCGGACGAAGAUGUCAACGAAUGAGAUUUAAGCCAUUUUCUUUAAGGUGCCCCCGGGCCAGAAGAGUGUGCAUCCUAAAGAAAACGUAGGCUACAAAACAACAAUACCCAAAAAUCCCAAAGAGUAAAGCUAAGAGUUAGAUAUCAGCGUACUUGUUGCUGCAUAACUGAAAGAGAUAUCUUGUAUAUAGGCAUACGAAAAUGUACUUAAUCUAAUGCUCACGAAUGUAAUGUAAUGUAUUGUAUAUCUAACGAAUAGUUAUGGCAUUGAAUAUGUAGAUUCAUUGACUGUUUAGAUAUAUCCAUGAAGAUAAUCUAACCAAUCGGCGGCAUGUAAAUUUUGCGUGUUUGUUAUGCACCAACCCAACCCCUCUGUAUAUCUCUGUAUGUAUGUAUGUAAUUGAAGAAAACACUGUAUAUGAUACUAUUAGGAACGAAGGAAACCAAAGGAAGAGAAAUCAAUUAUAAUCACACAUUAUGGAUUAAUGGAUUAGAGGAACUGUUGAAUACUUGGCGUAUUAUGCAUUUGAAUAUAUUACGAUUAAGAUGAGAAAAAGAUGUCAAACAUUACUGCCAUCUGCCAACCGUUAACUGUCAAUAAUUAUUAUAUAUGUAUUGUAUAUGUAAUAUCUAUUCUAUAUAAUGUAUCGUAACUUUUUUAUAACUAUGGAAUCUGACCAAAUUUGAAGGUAUUUCCCCGCUCCCUGACGCUGCACACCCCAAAAAAACACACACAAAAGGACUCUAGUAUAAGCUUUAAAUUAAACUUAUACACAAAAGAAAUAUAGGCUCACAUUCCAAUAACCUAAGCGCCUAAAGUUCUUCCUUACACGCCGCACUCCAUGGAAUUUCUUCAAUUGUUAUUUUUUUUCCAUAAUAAUAAUAACUCCCAAAUGAAUGUACAAUAUAUAAAACGAACAUAAUUCAGUGUAUAGAAAUGUAAGAGUAAAAAUUGUUUCUAAAGUCGUAUUUAGACAUUAGACGGUUUCUUUAUCGAUAACGAAGGACUUCUUGGCUAACGAAUCAUUUAAUUUUAAUUCUUCAUUCGGCAGGCAGUGCUAUUCCUUGUAGCCCCGUACCAACCAUCUCCGCCCUGCAAGGCAGUCAGUCGUCUAAUGCUAACGAUGUAGUCACCAAAAAAUAUAUGAUAGAUAUUAGAGCCACGUCCCCAAGCAGCAGUGAGAGGCAGCAGGCACUAGGCUGCUCAGAUAAUAAAAAUAUAAAUUGUUUGAUUUCAUCAAUUUGCAAAACAAAAACAAACAAAAAACUAGUCGUAAUCAUACUCAACAACCGAGAGGAGAUACUAAGCCAGGAGUUAGUUAUGCCAGCAAUUAGUCGAAAGCUUAAAAUAGAUGAAGGACAAAGAAUACCAGAGAAUAGAGAGAAAAGAUGCAUAUGUAUAUUGAUUUCCUUUGGCUUAUAGUUUCUUCCGUUAAUAAUUUAAUUAUUAAUUAUCUUUGGACAAAAAACACGAGAAUGGUUUUUUGUUCUGGCUUUUUGGUUGUAAAACGCGAUCUCGGAUCCGCCGGGGGACUCUUGGUCUGACGAAAACUGAAUUGUGUUCAACCGAUGCUCAAAAUACCAAUGAUAUAGUAUAUGUAUCUAUAAGAAUGUACAAUUUGUUGUUUAGUUUCGGAUAUAUAAUUAACGAAAACGUAAACAAAACAAACUCUGUUAUGAAAUGCUCAAAGCGUGUACUGACCACAACGCAAUCGUGUCUCCCCCCCUUCACCCCUACGGGCGAUGGUGGGGGGCUUUAACUUAACAAAAAGGGAAAUUAAAAAGUAUUAACAGAAAUUACUCAAUAGUAUUAAAAAAUAAUCAAUGGAAUCAAACGUUUUUCAAAAUAUAACUUAUUAGUGACGGGUCAUUUAUCAAAAUUAAGUUCCCAAAAACUAUUCAAUGAACAACAACAACAACAACAAAAUAACAUAUGUACAUCACGGCUAAGUACGAAUUUUUAUUCAUUAAGCUAUAUUUACUAUUGAUGAAAAAUCUCAUGAAACCAAAUAUUAAACUAAUACGAAAUAAAACAAAAUACUUGGUAAAAAGUAGUUUACAAAUUACAAAAUGGAAAAUUAAAGUAAAAAAUAAAUUAUAAUUAAAACUAGUGUGUGGCGAUAGUUAAAACAAAUUUACCAAAUUCGAAAAAAACAAAAACCGUUUCAAAAUUAUUCAGCACUGAAAAUGAUGUUUGUCGAUAGCCUGCGAUUACAUUGAUUAAUAAUCGAUGUUCAUCAAAUGUUUCGAUGACAUACAUUUGUCUGAAUAAUUGCUUAAAACAAAAACAAAAAAAAGCAAA
Drosophila pseudoobscura is the source of this 5610-nucleotide messenger RNA. RefSeq names its product putative mediator of RNA polymerase II transcription subunit 26. The transcript has 4 exons. Bases 64 to 3333 code for a protein of 1089 amino acids. The record is from RefSeq and is a predicted model, not a curated record. Gene Ontology annotation, cellular component: membrane. Lineage: Eukaryota; Metazoa; Arthropoda; Insecta; Diptera; Drosophilidae.